This is a messenger RNA of Alligator mississippiensis (American alligator), 3783 nucleotides long. RefSeq lists its product as uncharacterized. NCBI's taxonomy places the organism in Eukaryota, Metazoa, Chordata, Crocodylia, Alligatoridae. The record is from RefSeq and is a predicted model, not a curated record. Bases 2586 to 3446 code for a protein of 286 amino acids. The transcript has 2 exons.
GUCCUUUCUUAUUUCAUUUCCAUGCAGGAAGAAGGGAGAAGGGGGAAGGGGGAAAGGGGACACCCCUCCCCCCGCCCUCCCCAUCGCAGGCACAUACCUUCAUCUCUUCAUUGAUUUCCCUUUUCACCGGGCUUUCACAGAUUCCCACAAAAUCAAAAAAAAAGUCAAAAUUAAAGGCCAGCUUGUGCACAAAUAGAAGGUAAGAAUGAUACAAGUUUCUUUGGGUUGUUGUGGCUGUCCUGGGAAGUGAGUGCUUGUCCUUUAGAAGAGUGUGGAAAGACAGUGUUUAAUGCCCAGCAGAGCACAGGGAAAAGCAGGCUGAGAUGGCAAGCACGAAGAAGAAAGGCACGAGCUCUUCAUGUAGUGGAAGGGCAUAGCUGGUACUAAAGCACAGGAAGAUGACGAGAAAAUAAAGAUGGCCCUCAAGAGGAGGAAAUCAGCCAAAUGAAAGCAAACAGCCUGGCUAGUUAGGAAAUGAGCCUGCAUAGUUAAUGAACACAGAAAGGAAUGGAAUGAAAUGGCAAGAUAUACAGCUUAUGAAUUGGAUAACUGUGGAGGUGGCUGAAUAGGUUAAAGGUCUAAGGCUGUCUCUGUGCCAAGCUGCAACCUAACAUCUGGAUUUUGGUGUGUCACUACGUACAGCUCUGUAGCCCAGAUGCCUGAAAAGGUGUGCUGAUAGGACAGUGGGUUCCACUUUUACUAUACAGAAUCCUUGAGAUAAUCAGUUUUUCUGGCACCUGAACUACAUCAUAUUGGAAAGAUAUUAAAAAUGGGAUUGAGCAUAUUAUCCUUACUCACAUUUAUUAAUAUUUGCCUCAUUCAAGAUGUCUGCUCACAUUAAACUCUUUUGAGUAAGGGUUGCAGAACCAACCCAAAGGUUUGUACUUUGCUCCCAAGCAGGUUGUUCUCUGUGGUCACUACCAUGUGAAACUGACUACAGAUCAGUGUCACAACCAAAUUAAGUACUGCCCAUGCCACAAGCAAGAAAUAUAUUAAUCAAAACAGGUUUAGUCUAUACAAGGUAACUAACCUAUACAAGGACCCAACCCCUGCCCAAGAGAUUGCCCGUUGCAUCUGCCACGUACGAGAGGGCGGGGAAGGAACACCCCCCGACAAGUUUAACUGUCCGACCAUGGUGCCCCAGUCCCCCAGUCACAAACUCUUCACCCAGCUCCGUGAAAACUUGGAGACGGAGGGUCGCACCACGACCAAAUGGGCAGGCCCCAAGUGGAAAAAAGGGAAAAUGAUUAAUGUUCUGUUCCGCGCAUUUGUUAACACAACGCGCGAUAUUGAAAAUUUGAAUAGCCAACUUCUGACCCUGGGAAAAGUCGCAGCUGAAAAUGCUGCUGCGCAGCAAUCACCUACACCAUUGCCCCAAUAUGGCGCCGGCGAAAAACUCAGCUUCUUCACAGAAUCGGAGAAGAAGGGCAGAGCUUCAGAAAAGGACAUGGAGGACAGAGUUGUGGGAGGUCCACAACUACCUCAUUCUCUACGGGAGUGCAACGGGGCGGACCCAACGGCUCCAACCCCGGAACAUCAGCUACCGCCUCCCUAUGACAAAGAAAAAAAACCAUCCAAGUUAAUAUAUCCCUCCCUACCAACGGAGAAUCCGCCCCCACCGAUGAAGUCUUCGCCGACUUCCAUGAAAACGGCCUUCCCUAUCAUUGUUACAAAAUACACAACGGAUCCACAAGGCGUAACUCACGCUACUUCCACCUACCGCACCCGUAACCGAACAGAGAUGCAAGAUAUUUUUCAGCUAUCAAAAUUUAAAUCAGGAGAAACCCUGGCGAUUUGGCUUGGCCGACUGGUAGUCAAAUUUGGCUCAGAAUUACUGGACAUGGAAGAGGCCAGCUUCCUCAUCCUCAAGCUGCAUGGAGUGGAGGACACGCCACCGACCGCGGCCCAAUCAUGAAAAACCAACACUGGGCCAUACCACUCCCUGCGCUUCUAGCCCACCAAAUCGUGAACAAGUCCCACCUGUGGCACAAUGACCGCCCGGAAAUAGCGUCGGCAGAACAACUUUUAUUAGCAAUAAUAGGAACCUCGUGCUGCACAUGGGACGGGGGCACACAGCCGAUGGGUAUUCAACACAACAGGUUCGGCUUGACGGAGCAACAGGCCGCUGGGCCGUGGCCACAUAGAUUCCUAACGCAACCUGGAAUGGUUCCAAUCACCCCUGAAGCCUUGGAAGCUUGCAUAUACAUCUAUGGGGGAUCUCAUGCCAUCACUCUUCGCCGCCUCCUUACCCCGCAAAUAGACGGACAGCCCGGGAACAUCCUCAGUCAAUUGGGCCGUAUCCAAACCCUCAUGAAGCCAACAGCGAUAACUCAAGGUGUCAAUUGUGCUACAGAACCAGACCCAUCAUCAGUGUACCCCGUAAAACAACCUAAAGUGAACAGACCACUCUACAAAGGCUCACCACCAGUCCCAGGACGGACCCCUAAAGAAAAGGCCAUGUUUUGGUUCCUGAUAAAAGAGUCCGGCCUUACCAAACAACAAUUACGCGCCCUGAGGGACGAUGGGCAAAAGGCCCUAGCAAAAAAGUUGAGAUUCAAUUACACCCAGAAGCCAAAAAACGGGUAAUGGCCGCCGGGCGAGCCGGCGGCCCUACAAAAAAGCCUGACCCUUCAGAUCCUCGCCCAUAUACCAGCCUUAUUAUCAUUCACCCCGAUAAUCCCUCAAUGCAACGGAAGAUUUCUUUUCUCCACGACACGGGAGCACAAAUUAAUGUCGUAGCACCUGCGACACCUCAUAAAAAGACUUCGAAAAUCAUCAUGGUACAAGGGCUAAAUGCUAUAUCAACUGCUAAAAAAGUCAAAUUUUGGAUACACAAUCACAAAAAAACCCUUAAAGCAGUUCUAGGGGGCAUAAACAUCUUGGACAUACCAGGCAUUAAGACACUCCAGUUAAAAAAAUUAAUAUUUCAAGCUCUUCCAUUCUUUAUUGCUGAGCCCAUCCGACACCAACCUACGCUUCAUAACACGUCUACAUGGCGUUAUAAACCAAUCCCGACCAAACGACAUCUUCAGAAAGCCCUUGUCACCCUGUUACAGAGGCUCGAACAACAGGGAUGUAUAACACCGAUAGCGGCCAGUACCCACCUAUCACCAGGGUGGGGAAUCGCGAAGCCCGGAAAACCCAACGAAGUCCGACUUGUAGUGGAUUUCCGCAAGGCGAAUAAACGGUGUCUCCCACUUACACAACCCAAUGCUUUUACGCUACCCCAGUGUUUAUAUGAAAUGGCGAGGUUUCAAGGGGGCAAGUGGUACGGGACGACCCUUGACCUCAAGGACAUAUUUUUCUCCAUCCCAAUUAUUAACAACAGCGGAAUCUUAAACAUGUGUGUCGAAGGUAUGAUGUACCGAUGGACGAUAUGCCCGCAAGGAUAUCGCAACUCUCCUGCAUUGGCCACAGGCGCAAUGAACGCAGUGAUCACCUUAUGAUAGAAUUCAACAGUGAUCACCUUAUGAUAGAAUUCAACAUAAGACGGCGAGUGGGUAAGGUAACUAGUAGGGUGAAAGUGCUAGACUUUAGGAAAGCUGAUCUCAUUGCACUCAGGCGAUUAGUCAAGGAAGCACUGCAGAGUAGGAGUUUUGAUGGGAUGGGUGCCCAAGAAGGGUGGCUGUGCCUAAAGGAAACGAUCCUUUGGGCACAAAGCAAGACGAUCCCCGAGCGAGGCAAAAGAGGGAAAAGGGCCAGGAGGCUUCCAUGGCUGACCAGAGAAAUCCAGGGCAGCCUAAGGGCCAAAAGGGGAGCACAUAAAAAGUGGAAAAAGGGUGA